AUGGUUUCCGUUGAAUAUGUUGACCACGAAUUAUCAACAAACUUGGACUCUACUAAUGCAUUUGAAGGGCCAGAGAAGUUACUAGAAAUAUGGUUCUGGAAGUCAGAGUUUGACUUGCCCUCUGGUGCAGCCAUUGAUGGAAUGAGGUCUGUGCCAAUGUCCACUUGGGUGGACAUUUUGGAUUUGGUCAGUUGCAAAAUCUUGUCAAUGAAGUCGUGCAAAUUUAUGGACGCUUACCUUUUGAGUGAGUCCUCGCUAUUUGUGUUUCCGCAUAAGAUCAUCUUAAAGACAUGUGGCACCACUACUACAUUAGCAUGCUUGGAUAAACUUUUCCAAGCUACAAAGAUGCUUCUUGGCAUCUCCAGCAAACAAAUAUACCGAGUUUUCUACUCAAGAAGAUCGUUUAUGUUUCCUGAAAAGCAGGUCCAUGUUCAUAGAGACUGGAAGAGUGAAGUGGCUUUGUUGAAUGAACAUUUUGUUUCGGGAAAGUCCUAUGUAGUAGGAGACUUUGCCAGUGAUGACCAUUGGUACCUCUAUGUUGGAGGCAAUGCCAACCCUAGUGGGUGCCAAACCAGUGGACUCCACCCCAAUGGGUCCCAUCCCAAUGGGUCCCACCCCAAUGGGUCCUUGCUGGACCAAACGUUCGAGAUCUUGAUGACGGAAUUGGAUCCAAAAUGUGCAUCAACAUUCAUCUACUUGAGACAGCCCGGAGGUGAAAAAGAUUUGGGACACGAGCUUGGCUUUGAAACUAUGGUGGAAACAGAGUUGGACACUAUAUUCCAGUCUCCCACUGUAAACACCCACUUGCCGUCGCCAUCCAUAAGUGAGGAUGAACAUGAAAGCGUGGUACCAAAAAGACUGCACGUGUAUGAGUUUAUCCACGACUCCUUUGCAUUCACUCCGUGCGGAUUCUCAUCCAAUUCAAUCUGCACCAAUAUUGGCGGGGGGUACUACUAUACUUUGCAUAUCACACCAGAGUCAGGAUGGAGCUAUGCAUCUUUCGAAACCAACUACCCGUUCAACGAAACGGUGGAUGUGAUAACAGUUUUAACCAAAGUCUUGAAAACGUUUCAUCCAAAGAAAUUCUCAAUGACACUCAUCAGCGAGGUAGGCGACGACGAGCGCCAGUCGACUAGUCAAGCACUACUCCACUGCGACUUGUCGGAGCUCAACUAUAAGAGAGCAGAGAAGGCCAUUUACGACUUGAAUGAGUACAGCUUGUUGUAUAUGAACUUUAAUACAGAAAAAUGA
Lodderomyces oxycetoniae is the source of this 1251-nucleotide messenger RNA. RefSeq names its product adenosylmethionine decarboxylase (gene SPE2). The transcript has a single exon. NCBI's taxonomy places the organism in Eukaryota, Fungi, Ascomycota, Pichiomycetes, Serinales, Debaryomycetaceae. Bases 1 to 1251 code for a protein of 416 amino acids. Gene Ontology annotation, biological process: spermine biosynthetic process; spermidine biosynthetic process. Gene Ontology annotation, molecular function: adenosylmethionine decarboxylase activity. The record is from RefSeq and is a predicted model, not a curated record. Gene Ontology annotation, cellular component: cytosol.